UACAAGUCUGGCGCAUCUUCCCCAGAGCCAACCUUAACUGCCCUCUGGUUUUGCUCUACUCCUCCCAAUACUUCAGCUGAUGCUGCCCAUUGAAAGUACUGUUUAUUUCUGUUGAGCUGCUAGUGUUCAGAUCUUGCUUUUUCACAAAACUCUCAAAAUACCAUCAACCCCCCACAUGGCCAUUUUUAUCAGGGUAGUGCUUUUUCCUAUCUGUUCUGUCCAUCAAAGCUGCUUACUAGCUCCUCAGGGACAAACCCAGGCAGAUCCUCUGCGAAAGUAGCGAGCUGAAUCCUGCCUACAGGCAAGGCCAAGUGGCAGCUCCAGCUUAAAAUCAGACUCUCCUCUGAACACAAAGAUCACUCUCACUCUCAUCUUGCUCAGGUGCUAAAGCUCAUAGUCCAGCAGCAAUAUUUAUUGCAGAAGUGCUGAUUUUUCAGUCCCAAUUUCUUGUCUUCCAACAAUGCCUCUGAAUCACACGGUUACAUCUAAGAGCAAAAUGUAAUCCGGCGGGUUGACAACUUUACCAUAAGUACUUGUUAACUGGUCAGACAUGGUAUCUUACUUUUAGUUUUUCAUCCGAAGUAAUGCCACCACCACUUGCAUUUUAAAUCAGUUCCUGGCCUGAAACAAGAGGGCUGUUACUGGCUGCUUCUGUCCAGGCUUUCCUGUGUUUAAUUAGGUACAAGGGGAACCGAGUGGCUUUUCCUUCCUGUUGCUCCUGGAAGAAGAAAAUUAUAGAAAGAGGCACAGAGGGAUAGGUGAGAAUGAGAACAAAGAAGUGUCAUGCAUGACAGCACAGAUUCUGUGGUUGUCCCUUGCUCAUGCAAGCCUCAGCUGCAGUGUUGCUUAUUGUAAUAAAUUUGUACCUGGCACAAGUGUGAGCUGUAUGUAAGUCAUAGUCUCCUUCUUAGGAUUUGCAUAGAUAUCAUGCUGAAUAGUGGCAUAAUAUUAUAACUUGAUUUAAACAUAAACUUGACAAGCAUUUCAGAACAGCUGUAAAAUGGUUAUCAAAGAGAAAGAAAGAAAAGAAGGAAAGCGAGAAAGCAUUUUAACACUUGCUUUCUGCAAGCCCAAUUACUUCCAAGUGCCAGCACUAUUCAAAGACUUGGGAUUUUGUUUUUGCAAAGUCUGAUUUUAUUUUCAGUCUAACAUCCAUCAGCACAGGGAAUUGAUCAGAAAGCACCCAUCCCAAGGGAGCCUCACAUACCAAGCCCAGUUCUGCCCAACGCAAGCUGAUUUAUCACAUUCCUUAAAUGAUUCAUCAAUGCCUUCAAUGGCUACUGGUGACUGGUUUUGCUGUAAAAGCAGGAUCACUUGUUAAGGGGGAAUGUGAGAAUCUGCCAGGAGGCUGUGGGCCUACUUAAAAUCUGUUAGGACUGGGCAGAUGAACAGACUGGAUUUCUAGGAUCAUGGGUCAUGUAAGUAAGUACAGUUACUUAGUUUCUGCAGGGGUUUUGGUUUUCCUGUCUCUGUUUUGCCUGGCCAAUGGUGGAAAGCUGUUGGUGGUGCCAGUGGAUGGGAGUCACUGGGUCAGCAUGCACUCAGUGCUGGUGGCCCUCAGCCAGAAAGAGCACAAAAUUGUCAUUGUCGCACCUGAAGUAAACUUGAACGUGAAGGCAUCUGAUUAUUACACUCUCAAAAUGUAUCCAGUGCCUUUAACUAGGGAAGAACUGGGAGCAAGCAUGCAUUCAUUUGCUAGCGAUAUUUUUGCGAGAAGACCUUUUCUUCAGAGAAUUACUGCACUUUAUGAAAAAGUUCAGGUAAUCUCCGAUCUCUAUGUCUCCUCCUGUACCAGUUUACUGCACAAUAAGGAUCUGAUGCAAUAUCUUGACGGGAGUAAAUUUGAUGCUGUUCUCACUGAUCCUGGACCAUGGGGACAAAUACUGGCUCUGCGUCUCUCUAUCCCAUCUGUUUUCUUUUUAUGGGGACUCCCGUGCAGUUUUGAUUUGCAAGCUACCCAGUGUCCAGAUCCCCCUUCCUACGUUCCAAGAACAUUUACAGACAACUCAGACCGCAUAAUGUUUAUCCAGCAAGUGGAAAACUUCUUUCUCAAGUCAUCAGAAUCCUUUCUUUGCAAUUUUUCCUAUCUGCCAUUUGAACUUCUGGCCUCAGAUAUUCUCCACAGACCAGUAACAGUGAGGGAGCUCUUAAGCCAUAGAUCCAUUUGGCUUAAAAGAAUCGAUUUUGGUUUUGCGUAUCCUGUGCCAGUGAUGCCCAACAUAGUUUUCAUUGGAGGUAUCAACUGUGGAAAGAAAAAGCCAUUAUCUGAGGUCAGUGAUUUCCUUGAUAAAAUAUAUCUCCCCACUCUUGAAGGUGUCCUUAAAAUUCUGGUGCACACUGUCAACCUCCAUAGCAAAUUACUGUAUGAUCAAAAUUAUCUCUGUGCAAGAAUUUUCAUAAUUAGGCUGAUUGUCUGCACAUCCUGUCUAGACAUUAGUGUUUGCUUUUGUGGCCCUGGGGCGUGGUCUUCCCAGGCUGAUCUAGAACAGUAUUUCUGAGUUGCUAAUCCAGUUUUAAAUAUAUCUGGCAAAAAACAUGCCCUUGUCCUUCCUCCUUCCAGCCCCUACUUCAUGCUUACAACAAGAGGCCUUUUAGAGAAAUGAACAUUGGUAGCCAAUUUUCCAUUUUCAUUACAAUAUCAAGGUAUAAAACUGGUAAAGAAAGCAGACCAUUUCCCAUUUGAAGCAAUAAUAUUUUUCUAAUCUUAUAAAUACCCAAUAAUCUGGACUGGCAGGAGGGGAGGAAUUCUCUUAUACUGAAAAUUCUUGUUUGGAAAAUGAAUCUGUUAAUCAGCACUUUUGAGCAGACUGCUUGUUGAAGGAUUCCUCAUUUCCUAAAAUCCCAGUGUCCUCCAAUAUAAAGAGGUGGGUAUUUCCCAGUCUCGCACUUACUCUGCUUACUAUCUACUAAACUGGCUGUAC
Phalacrocorax carbo (great cormorant) is the source of this 2921-nucleotide messenger RNA. The record is from RefSeq and is a predicted model, not a curated record. Lineage: Eukaryota; Metazoa; Chordata; Aves; Suliformes; Phalacrocoracidae.